GCCACAUUGCGCAAGCGUACACCACGUACACCGAUAAUCAAAGCUGUCUUUGCUGGAUGCUAGCUAGCUAGCUAUUGGCUAGCUAACGGUCUGUCAAGUCGCACACAUUGGGCUAGAAGGGGGUAGCGCAGCGGUGGAGAAGAAGGGCGACCCAAGCGCCGCUACGAAAUGGCCGGGCAACAGUUCCAGUACGAUGACAGCGGCAACACCUUUUUCUAUUUCCUAACGUCCUUCGUCGGACUUAUUGUGAUCCCAGCAACAUAUUACCUCUGGCCCAGGGAUCAGAAUGCUGAACAUCUACGUCUGAAGAGCCUGAGGAGGGUACAUGGCAGGUGCCUGUGGUACCGGCUCAGGCUGAUGAAGUCACAGCAGAGCUUUGUCCCAACACUAAAAAAAGCAGCGUUGUUAUUUGGCUGGGCUGUGUUCCUGCUGCUAGCCUACAAGGUGUCCAAGCUGGACAGGGAGUACCAGGAGUAUAAUCCAUAUGAAGUCCUCAACUUGGACCCGGGUGCAUCGCUGUCAGAAAUAAAGAAGCAAUACCGUGUACUAUCACUCAAGUACCAUCCUGACAAAGGUGGUAAUGAGGCCACAUUCAUGAGAAUUGCCAAAGCCUAUGCUGCUUUAACCAAUGAGCAGUCACGACAGAACUGGGAAAUAUAUGGUAACCCAGAUGGUCCAGGAGCAACCAGCUUUGGUAUUGCCCUGCCUGCCUGGAUUGUUGACCAGAAGAAUUCAAUGCUGGUGCUGUUGGUAUAUGGACUAGCCUUCAUGGUCAUCCUUCCUGUUGUUGUGGGCACAUGGUGGUACCGCUCCAUCCGAUACAGCGGAGACCAGAUCCUCAUCAACACCACCCAGCUCUUCAUGCAUUUCAUGUACAAGACUCCCAACAUGAACAUGAAGCGGUUAGCCAUGGUGUUGACAGCCGCAUUUGAGUUUGACCCUCGCAGCAAUAAAGAAGCCACCAUACGACCAACAGACAACAUUGAAGUGCCACAGUUGAUUCGGGAGUUGGGAAAUAUCAAUGUAAAGAAGAAGGAGCCUCCAUUCUGCUAUCCUUACAGUUUGAAGGCCAGGGUCUUAGUGCUCGCUCAUCUGGCACGCAUGGAGGUAUCAGAGGAGUUGGAGGAAGAUCAGAGAUUUGUGGUAAGGAAGAGUCCAGCUCUCCUCCAGGAGAUGAUCAAUGUGGGCUGUCAGCUUACCAUGAUGGCCAACAGCAGAGGAGGUUUCCAUGCUCCUCGGCUGGUAACCAUAGAGAAUUGUAUGAAGCUGACCCAAAUGAUAGUGCAGGGUCUGCAGGAGUCAAAGUCCCCCCUGUUGCAGCUGCCCCACUUUGAGGAGGAGCACCUCCGCUACUGUAUCUCUAAGAAGUAUAAAGUCCGGAGCCUGCAGGACCUGGUGAGUCUCAAGGACUCGGACAGACGCAGCAUGCUGCGUUUCUUGGGGGAGGAGAAGUACGACGAGGUCCUGUCUGUGCUCGGCAGCUUCCCUCACAUCACCAUGGACACCAUACUGCAGGUCCUUGAUGAUGAAGACAGCAAUAACAUCACAGCCGGCUCUAUUGUCACAGUAACUGUCAUCUUAACCAGAAAACGGAUGGCGGAGGUGUUUGAAAAGGAGCAAGAGUCAUCACCAUGUCUAACAGAAGAGGCUGCCACUACAGAGGAAACACAGGGAGACUCAAGUAAAACCAAAACAAAAGUGUGGCAGAACAAGAGUAAAGGGGCAAAGAAGACAGCCAAGUCCAAGAAGAAAAAAUUAACCAAGAAGAAGGCCCCUCCUGCACCCGCCAAAACCAAACAGGCAAAUGGCAACGUGGCAGAAAAUGAAGUCGUAGCAGCAGCAGCAGCAGCCACGGCCACAGCAGCAGUUGUGAAGGAGGACGAGGACGAGCUCUCAGACAAGGGCAGCGAGUCGGACGAGGGCGAAGCCAACAAGGACUCUCCCAGCGAGAGAGACGAAGACAGCGACAAACAAAGCGACACAGAGGUGGACGAGAUAGCUGGCGACGAUGAAGAGGAGUGGGAGGCGUUGCAACAAAGCAUCCAGCGGCGAGAGCGGGCCCUGCUGGAGACCAAGUCCAAGGUGACGCACCCCGUCUACAGCCUCUACUUCCCUGAGGAGAAGCAGGAGUGGUGGUGGCUCUACAUCGCCGAUCGCAGAGAUCAGACCCUGGUCUCCAUGCCCUACCACGUCUGCACACUAAAAGACACAGAGGAGGUGGAGCUGAAGUUUCCAGCCCCCUCCAAAACAGGAAAUUACCAAUAUUCUGUCAUCCUUCGUUCUGAUUCCUACCUGGGACUGGACCAGAUCAAACCACUCAAGCUGGAGGUCCACGAGGCCAAAGCCAUGCUGGACAACCACCCACAGUGGGACAUCCCUGACACGGAGGAGGAGGACGAGGAGCAGGAGGACAGCGACGGUAUCGAGGAGAGCGAAGACGAUGAUGAGGACAACGACUGAAUGCACACACACACACACACACACAAUUAGCCCCACCCAAGAGCAGGGAACGAGGAGCAGCAAAGCUGUGCCCGCAAAACACACACACACACACACACACACACACACCAAACACACGCAGAAUUACUGGGGACAAUUUAUACACACAGAUCCCUCCUUCUUCUCCUUCUUUUUAUCUUUUCAUGGACUGCGACCCCCUCCCCUCCAUUGCCCCUUUUCUACAGAGACUUGUUCAUUUACUUUCCGUUGCUGGCGGAAGAGAAUUCUGUGAAUACUUGUGUGUGCGUGUGUGCGUGUGCGUGCGUGCGUUUGUGUGUGUCUGUGUGUGCGCGUGCGUGUGUGUGUGUGUGUGUAAACUUGUAUGUGUUUGUACAGGUAUGAAAGAUUGACACACUGUGGACUUAAGGACCUAUUAUCUGGGCUCUUUUCUUGAGGGGGAGAGGGGGAUGUAGAACAGCAAAUUCCGUUUGCAAAAUUUACAAAACUACAUGACCUCCAUAUGGAAAUCAUGACACCGCUCUCGCUCCUAAUUUAAAAAAAAUCAUUCUGCACUGAUGUUUUCCACGCAAAUGAUACUUUCUAUUGUACACUUAGAACUGCAGAAGAGUGAGCCGUAGCCCUUUUCGUCGCAGAUAAUGUCAACCAUUGGGACGUUUGCUCCUUUCAGCGCAUGGGGGCGCAGUUGAGUCUCUUCACAUUUUGUUCUUCUUUUUUCGCUGUCAAAACCAGCCAGUCGCUUGUACGUAAUUAUACUCGCUGUAUGUUUAAGGAGAUGUCUACAGAUAGACACUGAUCUCCAGUCAGUUCUGUUAAUGACGCCUGUUCUGCCCCUGAGAUCCACGCCAAACUGUUUGUAAAGGUUGAAAGCAGGUGGAUCUUGAAAAUGAAUUAACCUCAAGUAUAAUGGGGGAAAAUGGCAGAACGUGCAGUGUUAAGAUUUGUUUGAAUUAUUGAGUACUCUUCUUGUCCAUAUACUACAUUCAGGUUGUAAGUUUUCAGUCAUUUUAAGGGGCUCAGAUACUGAUACAUACUUGUGGCUUUCCAGUGAAGUGACUCCCUUUCUCUUCAUCCUUUUUUCCUUUUACUAUUGUAGCACAUUCCAGUGUAAACUCAUUGUCCAAAAAGGCCUUAUGAAUACAACUGAAAUACCACAACAUACAAGUCCUUGGGUGCUAUGCGCCAGUGGUUCUUCGGAAAGCAGAAGAAAAGACAAAAAAUCGAUUGUUUUUGUAAGUGUUUUUCUUUUUGUUACUUCAUGGUAACCUCUAGCUCCACCAGUCUCGGUAUACAUAUCACUGAUCUUGAUCUGACAAAGCCUCUAAUAAGAAGUUUUGUCUCCUGGAAGAGGAUUAGCAAUCGUACGUGAUAUGAUGUGACCGGCCCUGUGUUAAAGGGAUUGACAUGCACAGCACUCGACACGUGUAAGACUUAGCAUAUUCUGUCCAGCACAUUUUCUCUUUGUUCUUUAAAGCGGAACAAGCUCGGUUUUGUAGGUGCAACUGCCAUUUCAGAAGGAAAGGUUUGUCUGUCUGAGGAAUACAGAGCAGUUCUGGCCAGCCAAAAGAACCCCCUUUCAUUCAAAAUUAGUUUUUUUUUUUUUUUUUUUUUUUUAAAUCUCACAUAAGCUCUAGUUAUAACAUGCAACACAUUGUCUUGUUUUGUUCCAAUCUAACCUUGGUUUUUACAUAUGUUGGACUCAUGAGUGCAAAAAAAUCAGAGCUUCCUUGUUUAGCUCUAUGGGCUCUUUCUGUAUGUUGAUGACUUUACAGUGUUUAAAAGAAACGACUAAUCUUUUACCUUGAAUAUCUACUUUCAACAGUUUUCUUUUGCCGUAUAUACUUGUGCGUCACAUUAGUGUGGGAGAGAUAAUGGUAUGAAUAUUUCUGGACACGCUCUCCCGACACCACACACAAAAACUCACAUGCACGCCACUACUCUCCCGUAAUUGUGUUCAAAGCAGGUGUAUGCUAACAGGUUAUAUCGUACUCGGAGUAUUGAUCGCUCUGCAAUAGAAUGUAGCAUCAGUGAUUUACGCUGUGUGGGGAAAAAAAA
Molecule: messenger RNA, 4512 nt
Organism: Etheostoma cragini (Arkansas darter)
Lineage: Eukaryota; Metazoa; Chordata; Actinopteri; Perciformes; Percidae
Gene: sec63
Product: SEC63 homolog, protein translocation regulator
Exons: 20
Coding region: 169-2460 (763 amino acids)
Biological process (GO): SRP-dependent cotranslational protein targeting to membrane; post-translational protein targeting to endoplasmic reticulum membrane
Cellular component (GO): Sec62/Sec63 complex
Molecular function (GO): transmembrane protein transporter activity; RNA binding
Source: RefSeq, a predicted model, not a curated record